AUGACUACUUCUGAAUUUUUUGUUAAUCAAGAUUAUGGAUCAGAAUAUUUUAUUGGUGGUAAAAUUACACAUCAAUGGAUUGUAGAUUGUUUAGAUAAAAAUGAUGAUGAAUUUAAAAAAUAUAAAGGAAAUAGUAAGAUUAAGGAGAUUAAUGGUGUUGAUAUUUCUGAUGGUAAAGGAUUUUUAUCAAAAGUUUUUAAAACAGAUAUUCAUUUUGAUGAUGAAAAAAAGAAACCAUAUAGUAUUGUUAUUAAAAUUCCUGGAGAUGACUCUAUUAAAGAAAGCAUGGAAAAACAAAACAUUGAAAAUGAUAUGACUGAUGACUUCAAUAUUGAUAGUAUUGCUGGUUUCCAUAACAAAGAAUGUCUUUUUUAUUCUAAAUUUGCUUCAAAAAUUAAAUUUUUAAAAUAUCCUAAAUGUUUUGGAUGUAAAGACUUAGAAUCUGGUAAACAGACAGGAGUUUUAAUUAUGCAAUUCAUGGGAAGUAAUUCUAAAACUGUUCCUUUUUAUAGACUUUUAAAUAUCCAUCAAACUAAAUCUAUUUUGAAUGAUGUUUUUAAAUUACAAGAAUUUAGUCUUCUUGAUUCAGAUGAUUCUUGGAAAGGAAUUUUUCAACAACCUUUCAUAAAAAAUCAAUUUAAAAAUUUACAGAAAUAUAUAAGAAUUAAAUUAUCUGAUAUAAAAUGCUAUACAUCAAAAGAGAUGUGGUUAAAUGUUGAGAAAGAUUUAGAUAUAUUAAUAGAAAAUUAUGUCAAGAUUGCUGAACAUACUUAUUUCCAUUUAGCAACAUCAAAAAAUAACUUUCCUGUAAUUGCCCAUGGAGAUAUGUGGAUAAAUAAUUUUAUGUUUGAAGUUGAUUCAAAUGAUAAUUGUUCUAAUAAUUUAUCAGCAAUAAUUGACUGGCAAACUGUUCAUGAAGGAAAUACAGGAUGUGAUAUUGCACGUAUUCUUGCAAUAUCUACACCAUUUGACGUUAGAAGAGAAAUUGAAAAAUAUUAUCUUCCUGAUUUCUACAAAAAAUUAAAAGAUUCAAUAAUUAACAAUGGAAAAGAAAUGAAAAUAAGUUAUGAAACAUUUAUUAAUAAUUACAAAAGCUGUUUUAUAGAACAAAGCAUCUUGUCAAUUUUUAUGGUUGGAUUUGCUCUUCAAGAAUUUAAUGUUCCGGAUGACAAUGAUUAUGUAUGGGAUGCUAGAAAAUUUAAAAUUGGUUUAAAUAUUUAUUACAAUAUUUAUGACUCAAUAAACUUUUGUAAAGAAAUACAUCCGGAAUGGCUUGAAAGUAAUAAAUAA
This is a messenger RNA of Strongyloides ratti, 1290 nucleotides long. RefSeq lists its product as uncharacterized. NCBI's taxonomy places the organism in Eukaryota, Metazoa, Nematoda, Chromadorea, Rhabditida, Strongyloididae. The record is from RefSeq and is a predicted model, not a curated record. The coding region runs from base 1 to 1290 and encodes 429 amino acids. The transcript is spliced from 2 exons.